Messenger RNA from Manihot esculenta (cassava), 936 nucleotides. RefSeq names its product cell wall adhesin EAP1-like. NCBI's taxonomy places the organism in Eukaryota, Viridiplantae, Streptophyta, Magnoliopsida, Malpighiales, Euphorbiaceae. The record is from RefSeq and is a predicted model, not a curated record. Bases 1 to 936 code for a protein of 311 amino acids. The transcript has a single exon.
AUGAAAUCGUCAAUUUGGUUCUUAUUUGUUCUUAUUUGCUCAUCAAAGUUGAUGAGGGAGGGGUUAGCAAAUCCUAUUACUUCAAAAGCUACUACUUCGGAGGAGCUAGCAAAUCCUAUUCCUUCAGAGUUUACUCCUUCAGAGACCGCUCCUUCAAAAACUGCUUUGAUUGAUUGUGGUUGUACUGCUAUUUGUUUUGGCUGCCCUUAUGAGAUAAAUUGGAUUCAAACUGGACGUGGUUUAUUUGGGAGAUAUUGCACAUGUACAUGCAAUUGCCCACCGAAUCCUUUCUUUCCUAAUCCUACUAAGCCAACACCAUCAACUCCUCAAGUUUCAAAUACACCAACUCCUCAAGUUCCAACCACACCAUCAACUCCUCAAUUUCCAAACACACCUCCAACUACUCAAGUUCCAACUACACCCUUAACCCCUCAAGUCCCAGGGGUACCUCAAGUUCCAAACACACCUCCAACUCGUCAAGUUCCAAGCACACCAUCAACUCCUAAAGUUCCAACUACACCCUUAACCCCUCAAGUCCCAGGGGUACCUCAAGUUCCAAACACACCUCCAACUCCUCAAGUUCCAAGCACACCAUCAACUCCUCAAGUUCCAAGCACACCAUCAACUCCUCAAGUUCCAACUACACCCUCAACUCCUCAAGUCCCAACUACACCCUCAACCCCUCAAGUUCCAAGGGUACCAUUUAUCCCACCCUUCUCAUCUCUAACUUGUGCUGAAACCUCAGUUAAUUUAGGUUUGUGUUGGGCUCGAGCUUCGGUAGGUACAGCUUUUCAUAAUUAUCAAUUGGCUGCAGGAUGUUGUGAUAUGUUUACACAAUGGAGUCGCGGUUGCUUUGGUGGAAAUGACGAAAUUCCAAGAAUCGUCUCCAAUUUUGUUCCUCCAGCUUUGGUUCAAUAUUGUGCAACCCUUCAUUAG